GGAGACAAAUGCGGCGUGGAGGCUUUCUGUUUACAUGCAGCAGCACAAGGAGGGCCACAUGACAUGACAUCAUGUGACUGACUCUGUUUCACAUAGUCACACAAAAGAGAAAGAAAAAAAAUGACGCCGGAGAGCUUGAUAGCGUCGGCGUCGAUCAACAUAGGUCUCGCCCUCGUCGCACUCUGGCUCUUCUCCGUCCUCAAGAAGCAACCUCGCAACGCCGUCGUCUACUACGCUCGCCGCUUAUCAGAUCGCCACCACCACCACCGUCCUCUGUCUCUACACUCUUCCCUUUGCCUCCCUCGUUUCCUCCCUUCCGUUGCGUGGAUCCCACGCGCCUUCCGUGUCCCCGAGGAUGACAUCCUCAGCCGACAUGGCCUCGACGCUCUCGUCCUCAUCAGGCUCUUCAAAUUCGGAAUCAGAUUCUUCCUGUUGUGUUCAUUACUUGGAGCGUCACUGCUUCUUCCGGUUGAUUAUUACAAUGAGUCAGAUUUACCGACUCGAAGAGAGUAUUCAAUGGAUGCUUUCACAAUAUCUAAUAUCACACGAGGUUCUAACAAGUUGUGGGUGCACUUCUCAUGCUUGUGGCUCAUUUCAUUCUAUGCAUUGUUUUUGUUGCAUAAGGAAUAUAAGGAGAUUCUUGUGAUAAGGCUUCAACAAAUGGGAGAACUUAGGCACCGUGCUGACCAGUUCACUGUUCUUGUCCGGCAAGUACCCCUCUGCCCUGAGCAUAACACUCGUGGCUGCGCUGUUGAUCACUUCUUUUCUAAGCAUCAUCGCUUCAGCUAUCACUCGUAUCAGAUGUUGUACGAUGGGAAAGAUCUUGAGUACCUUUUGGGGAAGCAGAAGAAGCUUAAGAAAGAGCUAGAAGACAAGAGACACACAGACUUGCUUUCAAAUGGAUCACAAGAACAUAAGCAAAUAUCCACAUCUGAAGAGAAGCUUCGAGAAAUUACCAAUAUGAUUUGCCACCUUCAAAGUGAAACUAUGCUCAGUGAGAAGGAAUUACCUGUUGCGUUUGUUACCUUCAAAUCCCGAAGAAGUGCCGCUCUAGCAGCUCAAACACAGCAGCACUCAAAUCCCCUAGAACUUAUAACUGAAAUGGCUCCUGAACCAAGAGAUGUAUCUUGGAGAAAUCUUGCUAUUCCGCAAAAGCUAUUGCCUCUCAACAAAAUAGGAGUCAUCCUUGCAGCAGCACUUCUUACAAUCUUCUUUGCUAUUCCAGUCACAGCUGUCCAGGGAAUUGCAAAGUAUGAGAAGCUUAAGAAAUGGUUCCCUCCAGCCAUGGCUAUUGAAUUCAUACCAGGGCUUAGUUCAGUUGUGACAGGGUACCUACCAAGUGCAAUACUCAAAGGUUUCAUGUACAUCAUUCCUUUUGCAAUGCUUGGAAUGGCCUAUCUUGGCGGCUCUAUUUCCAAAAGCAACGAGGAGAUCAAAGCUUGCAAUAUGGUCUUCUAUUUUCUAAUGGGAAAUAUUUUCUUCUUGAGUCUUAUCUCUGGGUCCUUGCUAGAUGAAAUUGGAGAAUAUCUCACUCAUCCUAGAGACAUUCCUAGUCACCUUGCUGCUGCUGUUUCAGCUCAGGCAGAGUUUUUUAUGACAUACAUCUUGACAGAUGGACUGUCUGGAUUUUCUUUGGAGAUUCUUCAAUUGGGACUUGUACUAUUUGAUAUCAUGAGAUCCUGCACUUAUGGAAGAGGAAAAGAGAGAACCCCUUACCUCUUUUCAUUUCCAUAUUUUAGAGUUAUCCCCACAGUUUCCUUAUCGAUAAUGAUCGGUAUGAUUUAUGCCGUGGUCGCACCAUUGAUGCUCCCUUUCCUAGUUGGUUAUUUCUGCCUUGGAUACAUUGUCUACUUCAACCAGAUGGAAGAUGUGUACGAGACUACAUACGAUACCUGCGGCCGAUUCUGGCCAUUCAUUCACCAUUAUAUCUUUGUCUCAAUAAUACUUAUGCAAAUCACAAUGGUCGGUCUUUUUGGACUCAAGUCAAAGCCAUCUGCAGCAAUUGCUACUAUACCACUCAUACUGAUCACUAUAGCUUAUAACGAGUACUGCAAGAUCCGCUUCCUCCCAUCAUUCAAACAUUUCCCUAUACAGACAGCAGUUGAAAUAGAUGAAGAAGAUGAAAAGAAUGGGGAGAUGGGAACACAUUAUGGUGAUGCUGCGACUGCGUAUAACAGGCAUCAACCUUGCUUAGAGCGUGUAAUAAGCUCAGCAGAAGCACCAACAAACUUGAGCCAACCAUUGCUUGGAACGGAAUCCAUCUGAAGCUAGAGGUGAGCUGGUUAGUAUAUUCUACGUAGAUUAUGGAUUUAGAAGCUUUCGACGUAUACGUUCUCAUUUGUUAUCACUUUUAGAUCAGUGAAGGCUGUAUUAUUAAUGGCCAGAUGAUUUUUGUAAGUUGUUUACUGUUUUAAUAAGUCCUCUUCCUUCCACCUCCUUCCACCUCGUCCUCUAAUCUACAGACAUCACCAACACCUUGUUUCUAAAUCAGUUUGGUUUAUUAAAAUAUAUUAUCCUC
This is a messenger RNA of Camelina sativa (false flax), 2518 nucleotides long. Lineage: Eukaryota; Viridiplantae; Streptophyta; Magnoliopsida; Brassicales; Brassicaceae. The record is from RefSeq and is a predicted model, not a curated record.